Messenger RNA from Sinocyclocheilus anshuiensis, 1780 nucleotides. Its product is annotated as skin secretory protein xP2-like. Lineage: Eukaryota; Metazoa; Chordata; Actinopteri; Cypriniformes; Cyprinidae. The record is from RefSeq and is a predicted model, not a curated record. The transcript is spliced from 8 exons. The coding region runs from base 1 to 1710 and encodes 569 amino acids.
AUGUCGGGUUUGUUUCUGGGUGGAGUGUGUGGCCGAGAAGACUUGUGUGUUAAGAGGAAACUCAUUUGCCAGUCAAACGGGGAAGAAAAUAGCCAUUCUGCAAAGAUCGUGAGCUUUGAGCCCAACUGUGUGCUUUACGAUGACAAAGCAUCUGAAAUGCCACAUACAGAUCCAGAUUUGUCAAGUCUGUACAGAGGAGGGUUUGCUUCUCCAAUUGGGUAUCUUUUAUACCAGGCUGGUAGUGAGCAAGUACGCUUGGAGAAGAAAGGCAUUGAUGUGAAGAAUUUGCCCUCUGCCCUGUCCAGCCCCCAGCCCACCAAUGAGCCCAGCUCUCUGCCUGCUGAGUCCAGCCUCCACCAAGUUGCAGAAUCAACCACUCUCCCCUUUGAGGAGUCAGGCACUUUGCCCACUGAGGUUAAUGGGAAACUGACUGAGUCCAGCCCCCAGCCUGCUAAGGAGUCUAUCACUAUCUCAGCUGGGGAGUCAAACUCUCUGCCUGCUGAGGAGUCCAGCCUUCACCCUGUUGCAGAGUCCAGCCCCCAGCCUGCCAAGGAGUCCAGUGCUAUCCCAGCUGGGGAGUCUAGCUCUCUGCCUGCUGCGGAGUCCAGCCCCCAGCCUGCCAAGGAGUCCAGUGCUAUCCCAGCUGGAGAAUUUAGCCUUCUGCCUGCUGAGUCCAACCCCCACCCAGUUGCAGAGCCCAGCACUCUCCCCAUCGAGGAGUCAGGCACUUUGCCCGCUGAGGUUGAUGGGAAGCUCACGGAGUCCAGCCCUCUGCCUGCUGAGCAGUCCAGCCCUCACCCUGUUGCAGAGUCGAGCCCCCAGCCUGCCAAGGAGUCCAGUGCUAUCCCAGCUGGGGAAUCUAGCUCUCUGCCUGCUGAGUCCAGCCCUCACCCAGCCGUGGAGUCCAGCCCUCACGCAGCCGUGGAGUCCAGCCCUCACGCAGCCGAGGAGUCCAGCCCUCACGCAGCCGAGGAGUCCAGCCCUCAGGCAGCCGAGGAGUCCAGCCCCCAGCCUGCCGAGGAGUCCAUUGCUAUCCCAGCUGGGGAAUCUAGCUCUCUGCCCGCUGAGGUUGAUGGGAAGCUCACGGAGUCUGGCCCUCUUCCUGCCGAGGAGUCCAGCCCUCACCCAGUUGUGGAGUCCAGCCCCCAGCCUGCCGUGGAGUCCAGCCCCCAGCCUGCCGUGGAGUCCAGCCCCCAGCCUGCCGUGGAGUCCAGCCCCCAGCCUGCCGUGGAGUCCAGCCCCCAGCCUGCCGUGGAGUCCAGCCCCCAGCCUGCCGUGGAGUCCAGCCCCCAGCCUGCCGUGGAGUCCAGCCCCCAGCCUGCCGUGGAGUCCAGCCCCCAGCCUGCCGUGGAGUCCAGCCCCCACGCAGCCGAGGAGUCCAACCCCCACCCAGUUGCAGAGUCCGGCACUCUCCCCAUCAAGGAGUCGGGUGCUUUGCCUGCUGAGGUUGAUGGGAAGCUGACUACGUCCAGCCCUCUGCCCGCUGAGGAGUCCAGCCCUCUCCACCUUGAGUCAGAAUAUUUGCCCACUGAGGUUGAUGGGAAGAAGCUGAAUGAGUCCAGCCCCCACCCUACUGAGGAGUCUAGCCCUCACAAUGUUGCAGUGUCUAGUCCCCACCCUGCCAAUUAUUCCAUCUCUCAAAGUGUCAUUACUUGCCUGCUUCAACCAAGAUGUGCUUAUGCACUGAAGUCUUUUAGUAAGUUUCUCUAAAAAUCUCUAAAUGUGGCAUUUUCACGUCUUGUGUUUUUAAGUCAAUAAAACCAGUUAUUUUUCUGGUAAA